Schistocerca nitens (vagrant locust) is the source of this 504-nucleotide messenger RNA. RefSeq lists its product as uncharacterized. The coding region runs from base 1 to 504 and encodes 167 amino acids. The transcript has a single exon. Lineage: Eukaryota; Metazoa; Arthropoda; Insecta; Orthoptera; Acrididae. The record is from RefSeq and is a predicted model, not a curated record.
AUGAACAGCAGAAGCAGUAGUGGCCAGCCCUGCAGGCCGAAGGCUGUGACGUCACCUCAACACCUGCUGCAGCGCCAGUGCAUUCACGCAGUUCAGCAGCAGCCACGCCCCCCAUCACCACCACCGGUGCCACCUCCCGGUAUUCUUCCACAGCAGAUCCGCCAUCCCACUCGCGCCACGCCGCCUCUCCCGCCGUCACAACCGCUCCCGACGCCACCGUCACACCCAGCACCACCAUCAAAGCUUCCAGUGGACUUCCAGGAACUCCAGCAGUCCCAGUCCCCUCUGUUGCAGCCUCGGUGCCCUCGGCAACAGCAGCCUACAGACCAACAAGAAUCGUCACAGAAACCUGAAGAACUGCCAGCAAAUCAAGCUGUUACCGCCACCGACCAGCAGUGGAAACAUAAGAGCGGAGAGUGUGACAAGCUCUUCAGCACCAUGACGUCUCUCAAGGUGUGUCUUCGCCGUAUUAUGGCUACCUGUGAUAAGGGCUUGUACCUGUAA